AUGGCCGAAGUCAAAUUCACAACACUCUGUCUCCUGGGAUGUGGAAAUCUGGGCGGCGCAAUCCUCGACAGUCUGCUCAAUGGCACCGAAAAAGAGUCCCUCUUCACUAAAUUCAUCGCGUGCGUGCGCAGUCAGAGCUCAGAGGAAAAGCUAGCAGCGCGAUUCUCCCAGCAUCUCGAUAAAUUGACCAUCAAGCGGGGAGACAACACCCUAGCCGUGCGCGAAGCCGAUGUGAUCAUCCUGGGAGUUGACCCAACCGACAUCGAGUCGGUCCUGUCGCAGCAAUCCCUCCGCGAAGCAUUGGGGAAGAAACUUCUGAUCAGCAUCGCAGCUGGUUGGACCAGACAAAAGCUCGAGCAAACCAUCUACGGCAGCGAGACGACCAAUGCCAAUAAAUCCGACCGUGCGUGGGUGGUGCGAACUCUGCCGAAUAUUGCCGCGCAGGUGUCUCAGUCUCUCACAGCCAUCGAGGUCUCAGAGCCUGCUCCGCCGGCACACUACCUGACUGUCACAAAUGCGAUUUUUGAGCGGAUCGGAAAAGCUGUUCAGAUCGAUCCGAGGUUGAUGAAUGCUACCACGGCUGUUGGAGGAUCGACGCCGGCUAUGUUUGCGGUUAUUUGCGAUGCAAUGAUCGAUGCGGCUGUGGCUGUGGGCGUUCCUCGAGACCUGGCACAUACAAUGAUCUUCCAGUCGAUGCAAGGCACUGCGGCAAUGCUUCAAAGUGGAAUACAUCCGGCUUUGCUGAAAGACCAAGGCACUUCUCCCGAGGGGUGCACGAUUGGAGGUUUAAUGGUGAUGGAAGAGGCUGGAGUACGAGGAUCUGUGGGCCGGGCACUGCGAGAGGCGGUUACUUUAGCUCGUCUGAUGGAGACGCAGGAGCAUGUCAAUGAUACUCGACGUUAA
Messenger RNA from Penicillium cosmopolitanum, 903 nucleotides. RefSeq names its product pyrroline-5-carboxylate reductase family protein. The transcript has 2 exons. Bases 1 to 903 code for a protein of 300 amino acids. Lineage: Eukaryota; Fungi; Ascomycota; Eurotiomycetes; Eurotiales; Aspergillaceae. Gene Ontology annotation, biological process: L-proline biosynthetic process. Gene Ontology annotation, molecular function: pyrroline-5-carboxylate reductase activity. The record is from RefSeq and is a predicted model, not a curated record.